ACUUGUUCGAUUUGACAAGGUCUAAAUGUUAGUGUCAAAAGUGAAAUGAAAAUAUUUUGAUAAACAAGCCCAGGCUUUCCUAAAAAAUUACCACCGUUCUGACAUGUAAAACCGUAAAUUAACCACAGCAGUUUUUUCUAUGAACGAAAAUCGUCAGUGAAAUGCCUCAAAUAAAGCUAUCGACCAACGUAAAUCCGGCCGUUGGGGACAUGAGCGACAACGAAGUCUCCGGCAACGACUCGGAACGCUCGAAUUCCAGUCGCGACAACGACGCCGUUCACGAUUCCACCGAAGAUGAGCCCGAUUCGGACGACAGCUCCGAAAUGGACGAAGGCGAGUGCGAAACCCGAAGGAACGCUUUACUCCAGCACGUUCAAGAUCUCGAGAACCAGUUCGGGCACCUUCGAGAGCAACUCUACAGAGAAAGACUUUCGCAGGUUGAAAUGCAGCUCGCCGAAGUCAAAACUGGCAAGUCCCGUGAAUACUUAAUAUCGCUUCAAGAGCUCCAAGACAACAUGAGGAUAAGAACUGAGGUGGCUGGUAUACUGAGGCAAUUGAGGCUUCAAAAUAUUACUAACCAAUAUGAGGGGGAAGAGCAAGCAGCCCAGCAAAAUUUCGAAAGCGAAAAAAACCUGGCUUGUGAUUACUAUUACAGCGAAUUAAUGGAUACUAUAAGGAGACUGGAAGAAGACAGGCACAACAGCGAGAUAAGUUGGGGAGAAGGCGGAGAAUGGGGGUCCAGAUCAAGAUCGAGGUCAAGGAGGAAAGCAGUCACAGUGUCCGGUCCUUAUAUUGUCUAUAUGCUAAAACCUCAGGAUAUUAUAGAAGAUUGGACGAUCAUUCGAAAAGCUUUAAAAAGAACGUCCUGACACACGGAUGUCAAAUUCGCAGGUUUUUUUAAUACUAAUACAUUGGAGUAUUAAGUAUGAUUUAGUAUAUAAAGAUUAAGAUUAUUCUUAUAGAAAUAAAAAUUUAGUAAUUUCAUCAAAUUACCAAAUUUAUAAAUAAGAUAUUUGGCUUGUCUUCUGAUAAAUCGAUAUUGAUUCUGUGUUUUAAUUUAUUUUAUUUUUAUUAAAAU
Phyllotreta striolata is the source of this 1078-nucleotide messenger RNA. NCBI's taxonomy places the organism in Eukaryota, Metazoa, Arthropoda, Insecta, Coleoptera, Chrysomelidae. The record is from the annotation of a GenBank genome assembly.